Molecule: messenger RNA, 1161 nt
Organism: Lycium ferocissimum
Lineage: Eukaryota; Viridiplantae; Streptophyta; Magnoliopsida; Solanales; Solanaceae
Exons: 2
Coding region: 1-1161 (386 amino acids)
Source: RefSeq, a predicted model, not a curated record
AUGGAUGCAACUACUAAAGGAAGGACUAGGCCAAGUAUGGCAAAAGUCCGCAUUGAAAUUGAUCUUACUAAGCCAAGACUGAAUAAGAUUUGGGUGGGACUUAGGAAUGCUGUUAUUCCCCUACAAGGAUUUGAACAGAAAAUUGAAUAUAAAGGGGUUCCUAAGUACUGCAACUACUGUCGACUACAAGGACACUAUAUGAAUCAAUGUAGAAGAAUGGAGAAGGAUAAGGUUGAAAGGGAAGAUUUUGACAAAAAUAACCAGGAGAAGAACAAAAACAACAGAGAUCAGGAAGCAAAUGCUACAAAGGGCACAAAUCUGUUUAAGGAUUCUAAUGGGGCUAAGAGUGCUGAGAUCUCUAAAACCGUCAAUGUCAAUCAGGUUAUUACUAUGCUAAAAGAUAAUGUUGAGACUGGUGGCGCUAAAAGGACAAUGGAAGCUACAACGUCUAAGGGAACUGUGGUGACUAAGAACUCUGCUAAAGAAGUAGUUUCUCAAAGCCAAAGAGGUAGACAAGUGCAGGCCCAGAAAGAAACCAGAUUCAACAAUAAAAGAGGAACCAGUGCCCCUCCUAAAAAAUCUUUUAAACCUACUGGAGCUAUUUUUGGGGUGGAUAAACCUCCUCCUACCAAUGAGAUGGUUAAAUCUGGUGAAACUGAGAAGAAGAAGAUGGAUGACAUUACAAUAGAAAGCAACACCACCAACACUGCAAACAAUCCUCAAACAUAUGAUAAGGAUUUGGAGCAUCAACAACAACUAAUGGCAAAAGGCACACAAAUGGUAGCUACUCCUAUUAAGGACCCUAAUGAACUACAUAUAAUGUUCAUUGAGUUGGGGAAUGAAGGUGAUAAAGACACUGAAGCUCAGGAAACAAAUGAACCUGAUAAACAGGAUCCAACUCAAAACAAAAAACCUCAUGAAGAUGAGUGGGCUGGCAAUACCUCUACUGAAUAUGAUGAUAGUAGCGAUGGAUCAUCUGAUGAGGAAGUACAAAAUUUGAUUGAUACUACUAUUGGGAAAGACAAAGACACUGAAGAACAACAAAAGGUUGUUGCAAAAGUUUGUAAGAAACAAGGAUUAUCCCCAAGAGCUGUAAAGAAAAAGAAAAAAGUGGGGGAAUCCAGUGGCAAGCCAAACACACAAGCACAAAAGAUGUCCUAA